Messenger RNA from Syngnathoides biaculeatus (alligator pipefish), 2702 nucleotides. It is a transcript of the gene rabggta, whose product is annotated as Rab geranylgeranyltransferase subunit alpha. Gene Ontology annotation, cellular component: cytoplasm; Rab-protein geranylgeranyltransferase complex. The coding region runs from base 152 to 1888 and encodes 578 amino acids. Gene Ontology annotation, molecular function: protein binding; Rab geranylgeranyltransferase activity; zinc ion binding. The record is from RefSeq and is a predicted model, not a curated record. The transcript has 17 exons. Gene Ontology annotation, biological process: protein geranylgeranylation. Lineage: Eukaryota; Metazoa; Chordata; Actinopteri; Syngnathiformes; Syngnathidae.
GCAAACUAUUGCCUUUCGCGUGCCUUGACGUCAUAUGCAUGAGCCGGAAGUAAACCAAUAAACGCCGAUGACUGUCAUGAUCAGCCAAAUGUCAAUUUAAAAUAUUCACAGGACAACAAGAUACCUGGGUCUCCUCCUUAAACACAAAAGGAUGCACGGUCGGGUGAAGGUAAAGUCAACUGCCCAGCAAGAGGAGGAGAAAAGAAAGGAGCGGGAGAAGAAACUCAAGAUAUACACGGCGGCACGAGAUGCCUGUUUUUCCAAGAGGAAGGAGGGCAUUCGUGACGAAGAGGCUCUGCACUUGACCCAGCAGCUCCUAUCAUCAAACCCUGACUUUGCAACCCUUUGGAAUUACAGAAGAGAGAUCCUCAUGCACCAGGAGACUGUCAAAGACAAUAGCGACGUGCAAAAGAUGUAUCAGGCUGAGCUGUCUUUUCUGGAGUCUUGCCUGAAAGUCAACCCAAAGUCGUACGGCAGCUGGCAUCACCGAAGUUGGGUGUCGGAACGGGCGCCGCAAAUGGACUGGGCCCGGGAGCUGACCUUGUGCGACCGCUGCCUCAGCAUGGAUGACCGUAACUUUCACUGCUGGGAUUACCGGCGGAUCGUCGUGAAGAAAUCCGCCGUUCCCGUGGGAAAGGAGUUGGAGUUCACGGACCGUCUCAUCGGCUCAAACUUUUCCAACUACUCCAGCUGGCACUACCGCAGUACCCUGUUGCCGCUGCUCCACCCGCAGUCUCCCGAAACCGCGCCCCCGUCGUUCUCCUCGCCGCCUUCGCCGCAGACUCACUCGCAUCGCGUCUGUGAAGAGCAGCUGCUCAAAGAAUAUGAGCUCGUGCAGAACGCUUUUUUCACCGACCCCAACGAUCAAAGUGCUUGGUUCUACUACCGGUGGCUGCUUGGCAGAGCCAAACGGGAUGAAAUGAUAAGUUGCGUUUUCAUCAGCCGGGAAGACGAGAGAGUAGCUGUCGCCUUUUCGAGGCCGGUCAAUGCGCAGUCCGGUGGCCUUCUGCUGGUUCUCGACGGGCAGCCGCAGCAAGUGGAGUGGAGGAGUGUCCACCCACGAUUUAAACACAGUCCAGUCUGGAUAUGCCAACUUCCUCCCGGAUCCAUCAGCGACAUCGCUAAUGAACAGAAUCUGACAGUGCACUGGUCUGAAAAACACGCUCGUCGGGACUGCGCACUGUACACAGGACGAAGUGAGAGUUGGUGUCGUGAUUCUGCCACUGAUCAGGAGCUCUUCAGGAGUGAGCUCUCUGUUGAGAAGAGCUCCGUGCUGCAGUCUGAGCUGCAGUCAUGUAACCAGCUACUAGAACUGGAGCCGCUCAAUAAGUGGUGCUUGCUGACAAUCAUCCUACUGAUGAGGGCGCUAGACCCCCUUGGUUACGAGAAGGAGACACUCGCUCACUUCCAAACUCUCAAAGAAGUGGACUCCAUGCGAUCAUCCUAUUACAGCGACCUGUGCAGCAAGUUUAUGAUCGAAAACACCAUUUUGAAAAUGGAGUACGCCGAAGUGCGGGUCUUCAGCGUUGCCAACAAGAACCUGACCACCUUGUGCCAUUUGGACCAGCUGCUCCUCAUCACUCACAUCAAUCUGUCCUCUAACCAGCUGCGGCGCAUCUCCGCUCACUUCUCCAUGUUGCAGUGCUUGGAGGUGUUGGAGGCUGAUAACAACUCCAUAGAAAACUUGGAAGGCGUCUACUGCCUACCCAACCUGGAAGAGGUCCUCUUGAAGAACAACCACAUCUCCACUUUGGCGGCGCUCCGGCCGCUCGCCUCCUGCCCCAAGCUGCGGCGCCUCGAUCUCCGCGGCAACCCCGUCGCUCAGCGCGCAGACGUCGAGCCUCGUCUCGCCGAGCUCCUGCCUUCCGUGGCGUGUCUCCUGCUCUGAUGUGCCGGCAGCGGGAGUCUGGCCCGUCACUCAAGGAUGACGCCGACGCCGCCAGCCAGUUUGUGAAGGAGUGAGUGGAUGAUUUUUUUUUUUUUUUUUUUUCCCCCAGGUGUGCUACCACUUCCACUUGUUUGGUCGAAAUUCAAUCAAAACAGCCCCCACUCGUCUGAAUGCCUCUGAAGGCGGAUAUCGAAACGCCUUUAAUAAAAAGUGUGUGUGUGUUUGUGUGUACGUGUAUGAGUCAUAACCGCUGUUUGUCAAAAUGUGUGUAUAAAGCAAGGUCUAUUAAUACCUCCAAAUGCAUGCUGCAACAUCUCCAAUAACGAAACAAAUUGUAUGUUGAUGGAUCCGCAUGAUCACAUUUUAUAAGCUUUAAAGACGCCGAAAGCAACAAUGAGGAGCUGGGACGGGACUCAAAAGUACCACCACCAUUGUGAACAACAAAAUACAUAAAAUAUAGUAGCGUCUUAGGUGGAAAUUUUUCUUUAUUAUAAUGACAUGGGUGGGAAAUAUUAUUGUAAUGUUAUUGUAAGCCACUGUCAUGUAUUGCACUGUUUGAAAAUGAGCAUUGCGCUGAAUUAAAACUAGCCAUCCAGCCAUUUUCUUAGCCACUUAUCCUCACGAGGGUCGCGGGGAGUGCUUGACCCUAUCCCAGGUGUCGUCGGGCAGGAGGCGGGGUACACCCUGAACUGGUUGCCAGGCAAUCGCAGGGCACAUAGAGACAAACAACCAAUUGCACUCUCAAUCACACCUCGGGGCAAUUUAGAGUGUCCAAUUAAUGUUGCAUGUUUUUGGGAUGUGGGAGGAAACCAGA